AUGGAUAUAAUUCUAAAGCUCAAAUGUUCCAAGAGACAAAUGACUGUUACUGGUGAGAUUAAGGCAGCCCGGUUGAAAGGUAUUGUUAAUUCUCCUCAUGACCUGGUUAUUAACGAUAAGGAAUCAACUGAGAAGACAGAUGUGGCAACAAAGCCAUCGACAAAAAAUGUUGGAAUUGAUAACAUUGGAGUUGGGGAACAACAACAAACUGAAGAAUCAAAUGAUCCCCCAGACACUGGAAAGGCAGAGACCACAGAUGUGCAUAUUGUUGCAUCUACUGAGUCACCGACAACUGCAAAAACUAAAAAACCAACUGAGUCACCAACAGUAGAUAGCACAGAGGUGAACAAAGAGAAACCAAUAGUGGAUACCAUUGGUAAAGCAUCAGAAACACUAGUAAAUAACACUGAGAAACAAUCAGAAAAACCGACAGACGAGAGCACAGUGAAACAGACAGAGACAAAAGGAGAGAAACAAUUAGAGUCACAGACUACAGGAGAACCAUGUUUUAGUGAUUCGCAGGUUCUAGAGACAAUCAAGAGCUUACUUCCUGAUCAGAGCAACCAACAUUGA
Messenger RNA from Cryptomeria japonica (Japanese cedar), 573 nucleotides. RefSeq lists its product as uncharacterized. Bases 1 to 573 code for a protein of 190 amino acids. The record is from RefSeq and is a predicted model, not a curated record. Lineage: Eukaryota; Viridiplantae; Streptophyta; Pinopsida; Cupressales; Cupressaceae. The transcript has 3 exons.